AUUUAUUAUUUUACUGUUUAGUAUUGCAACUAAAAAAAUAUUAUGUAGCUUACUUAGUAAUUAAGUUUUUCUAUAAAAAAGCUAUACAUUUUUCAUCGCCUAGAUACAAUGGAGUUGCUUGUGGCAGGAUUUGAUGACAUCAAGUUCAAUGUUGAAAUAGCUUUAGAUGAACAACAUGGGGCUUUACCUCUACCGUUCAAUGGGAUGGACAAAUCUAUCGCUGCAGUUUGUUCAUUUUAUCCAAAAGGAUCCUGUUCUAAAGGUGCAUUAUGUCCAAUGCGACAUGUACGAGGAGAUCGAACUGUUGUUUGUAAACAUUGGUUACGUGGUUUGUGCAAAAAAGGGGAUCAGUGUGAAUUUUUACACGAAUAUGACAUGACUAAAAUGCCUGAAUGUUAUUUCUAUGCUCGAUUUAAUGCAUGUCAUAACAAAGAAUGUCCAUUUUUACAUAUUGAUCCUGAAAGUAAAUUAAAAGACUGUCCAUGGUAUGAUCGAGGAUUUUGUCGCCAUGGCCCACAUUGUAAACAUAAACAUGUUCGCCGUGUACUUUGUAUGAACUAUGUUUCUGGAUUUUGUCCAGACGGCCCAAACUGUAAAUUUGUUCAUCCUCGAUUUGAACUUCCGGCAUAUCAACAAUAUGAUGCUAAUCAAAAAGAUGCUAAAAAACUUGUAGUAAUAUGUCAUUUUUGUGGUGACACUGGACAUAAGGCUAUGUACUGUCAUAAAAUGGUAUCAGAUCUUGUAAAAAUUAAACCAGAGCUGGAGGUCAACAAUGAACCAUUGCCAACAAAUGCUCAAGCAGGAUUUGCUAGAAAAUUGAAACCAUUAGAAGAAGUUACAUGCUAUAAAUGUGGAUUUAAAGGUCAUUAUGCCAACAAGUGCCCAAAGGGUCAUUUAGCUUUUUUAUCUUUGCAACAAAACCAGGCACUCCAAAACAACCAAGGUGCAUGAUACAACAAGUCAACCUUAACAUUUUAAUAAAAUGGUAAUUAAUGUGAUAAUGUAUUAUUUGUGUAUAUUUUUUGUUUUUUAAGGGACUUAAGUUGAUACAUGUACAAUUUUAGGAAUAUUAAAAUAGUUUUAUUUGGAUCCCUAGUAAUUGUAAAAGUAUACUAUAACAAAAAUAAAAAUACUAAGAUGGUUUUUAAAAAAAUAAAUAUUUUUUAUAAAUGCUGAACCCUCUCCUCAAGAUAUUAAAGUUUGAUAAUAAUUUCAUGAAAUAACAUGGCGACUGCGGAAUUCAUUAGUUUUUAAAUUUCCAUUUUUAUUCCAUACAAUUUAAAACAUAUAAUAACUCUCAUAUCUAUUUUUGUAGCUUUAUUCUUUAUUUUUUAUUAUAUACCUUUUUUUUAUUUACUGACUGAAAAAAAAAUUAGAUACAUACUUUAUAAAUCUUAUAGUAUAUCAUACAACAGUAUUUAAUUUACAGAUUCUAUUAAUAUAGUUUGAUUAAUAAUUUUAAAUGACCAGAUUAUCUAUAAAAUAACAGGUCAACAUAAUC
Myzus persicae (green peach aphid) is the source of this 1501-nucleotide messenger RNA. It is a transcript of the gene Clp, whose product is annotated as cleavage and polyadenylation specificity factor subunit 4. Lineage: Eukaryota; Metazoa; Arthropoda; Insecta; Hemiptera; Aphididae. The record is from RefSeq and is a predicted model, not a curated record. Gene Ontology annotation, molecular function: RNA binding; zinc ion binding. The transcript has 5 exons. Bases 109 to 951 code for a protein of 280 amino acids.